UCGGCCAAUCGGGCAGCUCCGUUCGGCGCACGAUCGGUGCAGUUGAUAAAUGGAGGAUCCGUGUUUGUCAAGGUAGUUUUGUUUACGCGGAAAUUUUCACUCGGUAACAACUCCCCGUGCGUUUCGUUUGUGCGGAAGGGGUAGAUGAAGAAUUUAAGAUGUCCCGCAAUCACAAGGAAAAGUAUGAGAACUCCAACCCACGUCGUAUGUAUACACUCAUGUGCCCUGAGGACUAUCAAUCGGGGAAGAAAUCUCAUUGGUCGGAGUUGGAGAUAACAGGCAGUAUACGAAAUUUGAGCCCCAAUUUGUGGCAAAUGACUCAUUUAACAGCUCUGUAUCUGAAUGAUAAUAGUCUGCAGAGGUUGCCAUCUGAGAUUGGCCGUCUUGUUAACUUGCGUAUUCUAGAUCUGAGUAGCAACAAGCUGCGCAGUCUGCCUGCUGAACUAGGGGAGCUCAUCUAUCUCAGGGAGUUGUUAUUGAACCAAAACUUCCUUCGCGUGUUACCGUACGAACUAGGGAAGUUGUUCCAGUUACAAGUGCUAGGACUUCAAGGAAAUCCACUCAGCAAGGAUGUGAUGGCGUUAUAUGGAAAUGGAGAACCUGCGGGGACGAACAAGCUGCUGACAUACAUGUUGGACAACUUACAAGGUAAGUGGAAGGCUUUUAUUUGUUGA
Trachymyrmex septentrionalis is the source of this 674-nucleotide messenger RNA. Its product is annotated as CCR4-NOT transcription complex subunit 6-like. Lineage: Eukaryota; Metazoa; Arthropoda; Insecta; Hymenoptera; Formicidae. The record is from RefSeq and is a predicted model, not a curated record. The coding region runs from base 159 to 674 and encodes 171 amino acids. Gene Ontology annotation, molecular function: protein binding. The transcript is spliced from 3 exons.